Messenger RNA from Medicago truncatula (barrel medic), 1380 nucleotides. RefSeq lists its product as uncharacterized. NCBI's taxonomy places the organism in Eukaryota, Viridiplantae, Streptophyta, Magnoliopsida, Fabales, Fabaceae. The record is from RefSeq and is a predicted model, not a curated record. Gene Ontology annotation, biological process: defense response. The transcript has a single exon. Bases 1 to 1380 code for a protein of 459 amino acids.
AUGUCUAACAUUUUGGCAUGUUACCAACUCCUAGAGCUUAAUGUCAUUUCAGCACAAGAUUUGGCUGAGGUGGGCCGCUCCAUGCGGACAUACGCAGUUGCAUGGGUUGACCCUGAUCGCAAGCUCUCCACUCGGGUUGAUUCCCAGAGUGGGACCAAUCCGGCGUGGAAUGAUAAAUUUGUCUUUCGGGUUGACGAAGAUUUUUUAUAUGACGAGAAUUCAACAAUAACAAUUGACAUUUAUGCAAUUCAUUGGUUCAAAGACAUCCAUGUGGGUACAGCCCACGUCCUCGCCGAUGAUAUCAUCCCACCAUCACGACCUUCCCAUAGCAAUAACUAUAAACCUCAAGGCAUGCAGUUCGUGGGGCUUCAGGUCCAUCGACCCUCGGGUCGCCCGAAAGGGAUUUUAAACGUUGGUGUGGCGGUCAUUGAUAGCUCUAUGAGGAGCAUGCCUCUUUACACACACAACAACACCCCAACUGCUGGAUAUCAUCAAAAUGAUCAUCAUGAUCAACUAAGCCAUGAAGCCAUGUCAGAGCUUCGACGUGCGAAGAGUGACUCCAGCUCAAUGAUCGGCUCAGAAGUUGUGGAACAUGAGAAACGGCUCAGGGCUAAAAGAGGAAAAGCAAGUUCUCAAGUUACUCUUUCCGAAGUUAGCACAUACAGCAAGAAAAAGUCUCCCUCUAUGUUGAGUGGCUCAGAUGUGAAGGCUACACCAACCUCGAAAAAAGUUAAAUCUAGAAAAACGAAUAAAAACUAUCCAAACGACUUCAACCCGACAGCUAUUGUUAGUUAUGACUACGAAGUUAAACCCUCCCCAAAGCCGCAGUUUCUAAAUUCUCCGGCUACAGGGAGAGUUUACAAUAACGGUGGAGCACGAGCCACUCCACUACAUGCAUUCGCCAUAAAUAAUGCAGUGGCGAAUGCAAAUAUGGAGUACAACAGUCCAUACAGAACAAACAAGGGCCACCAUCGUCCUAUCAUAACGGACUCUGAAUUGGGUCCGUCAGCAUCCGAGGUGGCAGAAGCGGUGGCAAGGCAACCUGUGAUGGAUGAGGGAGAGAGUUCUAUAGUAACAGGGUGGAGCUUGAACGAGAGUGUCGAAGAUUUGCAACCCAAAAUUGAGAGGUGGCAAACGGAUUUGGCACCGGUGCACGAUGGCCGAGAGAUGUCAAGUAAGCCAACAACUAGCAGCAAGAAGAAGGAUAAGCAUUCACGUAGGCGCACAAAUGGUGGCGGUGGCGAUGGUGGUGAUAAUGGCUUGUUCUCUUGCUUUAGUGUUAUUUGUGGUCUUGAAUGCUCCAUCGUCUGCGGCGGCGAUAAAAAGAAAAAAAAUAGGCUUCGCCGGAAUCAAUCUAUGGAUAGUGCAAGCUUUGUAUGA